GAAUAGAUGAAGGAAAGCUUCAGGGAGAGAGGGAGGAAAAGAGGGAGGGAAGGAGAGAUGAUGCGUGGGCAAGUUUGGGGAAGGGUCCAGCAGAGGACAUGGAGUUGAAGCACCUGGAUGCUGUAAGCAAAUGGGCAGAGGCAAAAGAGGAGACCAGCCCACCUUCCCUGUCUCUCUCCUCCCUGUCUCUCUCCUCCAUCAGGGGCUGUGGACUGCUAGGUCACUGUUCGUGGUCCCCUUGACUCCUCUGAAGCUUGCAAAACCUGCUGUGUGCCAAGCCUGCCCUCCCCAGCCAGGGACACCUGUCCCUUCCCACAGCCUAGCCAGGCUGGGGAGAGGGUGUCGGGCUGGGGAGAGGGUGUUGGGGAAUGGGGGUCUCCAAGAGCUACAGAGGGCCAGCCAAGCUCAGCAGAGAUGAACUGAGGGAAGGAAGCAGGCAAACAAAAGGCUGCACACCUAAGGACGAAGGAGAUGAGGGUAGGUGGACAGAAUGACAGGCAGGCAGACCACAUAUGAGGAGGACUCCGAAGUUCCUCAGUAUCAUCCAUCCCCCAUGCCUCCACCCAGAGGGCUUAGAAAAAACCUCUCCUGCCCUUGGCCUCCUCUAAUUUGAAGCUGUCAGCUUGGCAGUACCCAGUGGCUCUGCCUAAACCCUCUCAGGUGUUUUUCCCCCUUAAAAUAUCAUUAGGACUUCACAGUUCGGGCCUCAGCUUGGCUCCAGGCUAAAAGGGAAGCUGCUGGGGAGGGGGAGCAGGACAGCCCGCAGGCACUCCUCCAGCUGGAGAGUUAGAAGCUGGAUAGAACACCUCCGGCCCUCUCCCAGGGGCAGCAGCAGCCCAAGCUCCUCCCGGCCACAUGGACACGCUCUCGGAACCCCACUCCAGCUGCAGGCGACUGUGCCUUUAAAUUGCUGCUUUCGGAGGGUGCAUCUGGGGGGAGGUGAGAGGGAGGGAAACCUCCUACCAGUCUCCCUCCUCCCUCCCCUCCAAGACUCUCCGGGGUUUGGAGAGUGAUUGCUGCCCAAAGAGAAUCUCCUUCGGCUCCCCAGCAAGCAAGCUGAGGCCCUCCGGUGCCCCAGGAGAGCCAGAGCAGGAGCCGGUAGGGUUAUCUGUGUCAGGAUCAUUUCCAGGGGAAUAGUUCUGGCCCCUGACUGGUAACGGCAGGGCAGAGGAGAAGAGAGCAGAAGAGGAGAGAGCGCAACUCCUAGCCCAGCCCCUGCGGGCUCCUUGUGAGCAGCCCAAGUUGGAGGAAGGCUCUAUACUUUCGGGUUCCUCGCCAGGAUAUCCCCUCUCACCUUGGCAGCCAGGCUGAGAAAGGGCUCCAGGGUCCCCGCGGAAUGAAAACUCUCGUUCCUGCAACCCUCUCCUUUCUUCUCCUCUGGACCCUGCCAAGGCAGGUCCUCCUCAGGGUGGCCUUGGCAAAAGAGGAAGUCAAAUCUGGGACCAAGGGGUCCCAGCCCAUGUCCCCCUCUGAUUUCCUGGACAAGCUUAUGGGGCGAACAUCCGGAUAUGAUGCCAGGAUUCGACCCAAUUUUAAAGGCCCACCCGUGAACGUGACCUGCAACAUCUUCAUCAACAGUUUUGGCUCUGUCACUGAGACUACCAUGGACUAUCGAGUGAAUGUCUUCUUGCGGCAGCAGUGGAAUGACCCACGCCUGGCCUACCGAGAGUAUCCUGAUGAUUCACUGGACCUCGAUCCCUCCAUGCUGGACUCUAUCUGGAAGCCAGACCUGUUUUUUGCCAAUGAGAAAGGGGCCAACUUCCAUGAGGUGACCACAGACAACAAGUUACUGCGCAUCUUCAAGAAUGGGAAUGUGCUCUACAGCAUCAGGCUGACCCUCAUUUUGUCCUGCCCAAUGGACCUCAAGAACUUCCCCAUGGACAUCCAGACCUGCACGAUGCAGCUGGAGAGCUUUGGCUACACCAUGAAUGACCUUGUGUUUGAGUGGCUGGAAGAUGCUCCGGCUGUCCAAGUGGCUGAGGGGCUGACUCUGCCCCAGUUUAUCUUGCGGGAUGAGAAGGACCUAGGCUACUGUACCAAGCACUACAACACAGGGAAAUUCACCUGCAUCGAGGUAAAGUUUCACCUGGAACGGCAGAUGGGCUACUAUCUGAUUCAGAUGUACAUCCCCAGCCUACUCAUCGUCAUCUUGUCCUGGGUCUCCUUCUGGAUCAACAUGGAUGCUGCCCCUGCCCGUGUGGGCCUAGGCAUCACCACCGUGCUCACCAUGACAACUCAGAGCUCUGGCUCCCGGGCCUCUUUGCCUAAGGUGUCCUACGUGAAGGCAAUCGACAUCUGGAUGGCUGUGUGCCUGCUCUUUGUAUUCGCUGCCCUGCUGGAGUACGCUGCUGUCAAUUUUGUCUCCCGUCAGCAUAAGGAAUUCAUGCGACUUCGAAGAAGGCAGAGGCGCCAACACAUGGAGGAAGAUAUCAUUCGAGAAAGUCGCUUCUAUUUCCGUGGCUAUGGCCUGGGCCACUGCCUGCAGGCAAGGGAUGGAGGUCCAAUGGAAGGGCCUGGCAUUUAUAGCCCCCAACCUCCAGCCCCUCUUCUGAAGGAGGCAGAAACCAUGCGGAAACUCUAUGUGGACCAAGCCAAGAGGAUUGACACCAUCUCCCGUGCUGUCUUCCCUUUCACUUUCCUCAUCUUCAACAUCUUCUACUGGGUUGUCUAUAAAGUGCUACGGUCAGAAGAUAUCCACCAGGCACUGUGAAUAGAGUGGAGGCCAGAGAGUCCAGCUGUUGGCUUCCUUCCUCCUAGGUGGGCUUUCCCCCUCUGUUAGAUUCUAUCAGGGGGUUGGACAGUUCCUUCCUGAUCUCCCACUCAGAAUUUCAACGGCCAAUCCUGAAGCUAUGGGGGUCUACACUGCAUGGUGCCAAUAGUAGCUGGACUUAGAAAGAUGGCUUAUCUACCCUAAUCCAGAUUUUCUCCGUGCUAUCCCAUUUCUCUUGAGAGUAAGUUUUGGCCGUGUUCCUGGGGCCGGGAUGACCUUCUUCCCUUGCUGGAACCUCUCUGUUUUCCAGUUUUCUAGAGGAGAAGAGUCAUACUGCUGCUACUAGAUUCUGGUGUUUGUCAUAUUAAUCUGCACCACUCUUCACCCUGCCACCUCCACCUAGAGCCUGGCCUGUACUGUGCCCUCUGUCCCUCCUACCACAGGCUCAAAUAGGGAGUCUUUGCUGCCCACAAGUGCUGCCCUGGGUGACCCAGUCAGGUUUCCUUGUCUAUGGGAGGAAGGCAAGGUGACAGGUUCCGUACCUUUCAGCAAGGUUGGAACAGUCAUGAGCUGCGCUGGGAUAGGGCAUUGCUAUACGACCCAAAAGAGAUCUUCAAGUCUCCUAGGAUGCUCAAUACUGUCAGAACAGGGUCAGGAAUCUUGGACUCUCGGAAAGCCCACCCUUCCAGAUCCACCUGAAUUUCCUGGUCUCAGAAAUAUUUGUUUUAUUCUCUAACCAGCUAGUAUGGCGGUAGGGUGUGUUUGGCUGCUAGGGAGUAUAAAAAGAGAAAAAUGCUUACUUUUUAAGAAACUUACUCAGUGAUGCUAGGAAACUUUCAAGAAAAAUGAGACCCAAGGUAGUAGGACCUAGGAGGAAUAGGAUACAGAAACUAUCCUCAGAGAGAUUUUUGUUGGCUGGACAUUCAUUUGUUUCUUCUUUUUCUCAAAGUCGCUUUAUUUCCCAGAACCCUUCAUUUCCAACUUGUUCCUUCACCUCCUUUUAGUGGGCUAAUAAUAGUGUCAUGCAACCUUUCCCGGGAUAAAGUGGGCUUCAAAGUUCCUGGGGAGGAACUAGGCAUAUAGAGGACUCCUAUCCUUGACAAACAUUGACUUGGCCGACCUUAGGGUAGUAGUUGUAGAAGGUAGAGAGCCAUGAAUUGGAGUCCUUUCUUAACCCUUCUUUUGCUUCCCUUCUCCUUCCACAGUGAGGAUGGGGAGCAGGCAGUGGAAGCUGCCAGAAAUAUCAGGAUAGAGAGGGUGUGGGAGAGCCCAUUCAGGCCUGACAUACGACUGGGACGUGGGGAAGCAUGGGUCUGGUACACUGAGUCCUUUGAAGUGACCCAACUGUGAGGAAUUGAAAAAGGGUGGGGCUAACAGCUGGAAGACAGAGGUGAUCAAAUGAUUUCUUAAACAUCUUGUCCUUUUCUCUGGACCUACAAUAAUUAACUAUGUGAGUCCAAUCUCUCUCUCUCUCUCUCUCCCCCGCCCUCCCUCCCUCUCUUCCCCUCUUCCUCCUUUCAUCAAAAUGGUGUUCCAGAUUGAAAGUCAAUAAAUCCAAUGACCAAAGCAAAUCCUAUAAUCAAACCAAGAGGUCAGCUUUCUUUCCCCCUUUUUCCUAUUGAGCUUGUCUGCUCUUUCCUGUUCACUGAGCUACUCCUCUUGUCUGUCUCUUGGCUUUGAGGAUAGCAUUAUUCUGGGCUGACCAGGGUAGCUGGACCAGAAAUUAAUCUUGUUGACGAUAUUAACUAUGACUCUGGUGCCAAGGAGAGUCAAAACUAAAGGACCGGCAUAAGGGAGGAGAUUGAAUUGAGAGGGCAGAGAGUCCCUGUUUUCCCAUUUCUGCCCAGGUAGUGCCAAUCAAUGAGAAGCCACAAGCAAUACCCUUUUGAAAGGAGCAGAGAGUAUCUCUUUGAUACUCUCCAUGGCGGGGCUGGGGUGUCAGGCUGCUGCAGCCCGAAGGCGGGGGUAGCGGGGGGUGGACUAUGGAGAUGAGCUUAUUGCACAGAGCUCUACUUGUUAUAGAUCUUGUCCAGAUGGGCCAACUGCACAAAUCUGCCCUGUUGGAAGUCUCAAGAACAAUGCCCUGGAGACAGCUAGCACUGAGCAAUAGAGCCUGCCCAACUGGGACUCAGCUCAGGGCAUCAGCUGGUGCUGGGAGCCAAAGAAGCCAAAGUACCAACCAACAUAAUAGCUCAAAGGAGUUCACAAAGCUACUCAGAGGCAAUGCCAGGUGGAAGGUACUGUCCCUCCCUCUCAGAGCCCCCAAGUGGAGAAGGGAGACACAUGGUAUCAGAAUCAGGUGCAAAUGGAUUUCAUUUUCUUCACCCUUCCCACAUACGCGGUGGAGGGGAAUGUUGGGUCCCACUGGAAGCGUGUGACACCUAGCAAUCCAUUCAGUCAUGAAAUUCUUAAACUUGGGACCCUCUCAGAACAGUGAGCUGGCAGGAGGUGACAUAAGAGACUCGCUUGGAGGUCACUUCCAUUUAUCCUCAUCCUUAUAGUACUCAUUCCUCCAGAGACCCACACUGCUUUCUGCCUGGAUCACAUAUGAAGUGAUUUUGAGUUUUAAAGCAGCAUAUUUUCUAAAGGGGAAAAAACUUCCUAUACUAAUAAGGUGUUUUGGGUGUUUUCAUUAAUUCAUUGUUAAUGUCAGUUAAAUAUUUUACACAUAAAUUUUUCCAGAGAAAGGGCUUUGUUUAUUCAGUUGUCAUUGAGGCUAUCAGCACCUCCAUCUUCCCUUCCGUUUGCUCUGCUCUUUGGAAAACCAGUGGUCUGUCUUCCUCUUUCCCCUCGUUCCACUAGCAGGGCCUCUUGCUCUCCCAAAAUUCACAAUCAAAUCAAAAAGAGCUUUCUAUGUGGAAGAAAGGUAGUGAACACAGUUUAUUCCUUUUCAUUUCCUCCACAAGCCUUUUCUCCCCACCUAUCACCAAAGAACUGACACUCUUCUAGUUGAAAUGUUAAGUUGAUCCCUGAGCUAUUUUCCCAUUUCACCAAGCCAUGUAAAUAUCUCAACUUUGUCCAGAACAUACUACCUCCUGAGAAUCUAUGUGUCCCCAAUUGCCUCUCUUCAUUCUUGAUUUACUAUUAUCAAUGUUUUCAUUAUUAUUAUUAUUAUUAUUAUUAUUAUUAUUAUAUGAUUAUCUUAUCAUUUCUAGCUGUCAAAAUCUUAAAUUCAAAUUCACUAUGUUGGGAUUAAAGAUCUCCCUAGCCUGCUCUGCUGAUGAAAGACAAAUCAGCCAAGCAUGGGAACUGCCAAGGGAUUAGGAAGUCAGGUAGUAUUAUCACUUGCUGAAUGGAAGAAAUGUAGAAUAAGCUCCUUGAGGGCAGGAACUGCCUCUUAUACAACUGUUUAGCCCACACAGCUUUGGCUACAUAGCAAUACUCAGCACGUAUAUGUAGAAGGAAAGCAUGACUUCUCAUGUGGUUUAUUAUAUACUACAUUUCUAUUCAUUCUCUUUCCAUUAAUCUGUUGAUCACAGAAAAAUAGACCUGGAAGGGAACUUAUAAAAUCAGACAGAGUUCACACACACAUGUGCAUGCACACACACACACACACACCCAAGCUGGUCCAAAAGUUAAGAAGACAUCAAAACCUGGUAAAUUGCAUUGUUGAAUAAAGAAUGAUAAUGAUCUGAUUAAACAUUAAUAAUAUUCCAAAUAUGGAGACUAGUAUCAAGCUAUAUCUCAAAAACCAAUCACCAAAUGAAAAGUCUAGCAGUGACAAGUGAGUACAGUAGCAGAGAUUUUGGCAGUACAACCAUCUGCCUUUCUCUGCUGCACAUGCUGUUCCCACUGAAGGGAUAACAAUUAGACUGUCCUUCCCAGCCUCACACUCCAUGCUCCAUUAUGCCUCACAUCUAGUAUAACAUUUACAGUCUACAAACUUGGACUGGUGGCAUCAGAACAACUUGUCAACAAAUCUGAGACCUGGAGGAGGGAGAAUAUCUGAGCUAGGGGCUUUCUUGUUCACAGAGCAUUCUCUCCAUGAAAGAACGAAGUAUGGCUGCUGUCAUGCAGCCACCUCAAAAAGUCACAUGAGAACUCGGCUAUUGCUGCCCAGCAUGAGUAGCUCUGUUUUUCUCGGUCUCUGCUUUCACCAUGAGGUUUUCUACAAAUGCCCUGGCUGCAUUAUACUGUGUGGUGCAUUACCAAGGAAGUAUAUGCUGUCACUACCAGCUCCCUGGCAUAAGGGCAAUUCUUACUAUCACUUAAGUUCAGGGAAUGUUUUGCCUUACAGAGCUGGAUCUAGAAAAAUAUGCACAUAUUCUCUAUUUUAAUAGCUUCCAUUCAUAACAGCAUAGUGAUUAAGAGUGUGGCUUUGGUACCAGAGAGAGCCUGGGUUUGCAUUAUAAGUCCAACACUCACUAGAUAGGGAUUCUGGGACACCUCUGGACUUCACCUCCCUCAGCCUUAGAUUCCUCCUCUAAAGAGCCAUUGGAGGUCUCUGAAAGAUCCAACACACAACAACUGUGUGGCCUUGAGCAAAUCAUUGAACCUUUCUGUGAUUCAAUUUUCACAUCUGUUAAAUGAAGGCAAUAUCAGUACCUACCUCAUAGGGUUGUUGUGGGAAUUAAAUGAGAUAAUGUAAGUAAAGUGCUUAACUCAAUGCUUGGCCCAUAGUAAGUGCUCAAUAAAGAUUAGCUAUUACAUGACCAGACCACAUCAUUGUAGUCUGUCUUCUACCCUGUCAAAUUUCUAGCAUGUGGGCCUGGUUGGAACUUUAGAUUUCUAUUCUGUGCCUCUCAUCUUGCUGAGUUCACACUCAGAAAAGUGGUCAAAAAUCACCUCUCGGGGCUGGCCUGGUAGCACAGUGGUUAAGUUCGCAUAUUCCACUU
Equus caballus (horse) is the source of this 7545-nucleotide messenger RNA. RefSeq names its product glycine receptor alpha 4 (gene GLRA4). Gene Ontology annotation, biological process: chemical synaptic transmission; signal transduction; response to amino acid. Gene Ontology annotation, cellular component: neuron projection; plasma membrane; synapse. The record is from RefSeq and is a predicted model, not a curated record. Gene Ontology annotation, molecular function: glycine binding; transmitter-gated monoatomic ion channel activity involved in regulation of postsynaptic membrane potential; excitatory extracellular ligand-gated monoatomic ion channel activity. NCBI's taxonomy places the organism in Eukaryota, Metazoa, Chordata, Mammalia, Perissodactyla, Equidae.